AUGCCAUCAGUCCCAGAGCACCUGGCCCUCAGUGACUGUCCGGGCUCAUAUUCCCGCGAGCAGCUCACUCCUCGCUCCGAGAACACGGUCUUCAGCCUGGCUCACAACGACACCUUCUGGACCCUGCAGCCCGCUGCGGGACACUGCGAGUACUACUGGCAGGCCAUCCUCCUCAUGACCUCCGGGGGCAGCGUGCUGAUCUGCGGGAUGGUGCUGAGCGGACUUUACUUCGCUGGCUUCUCCAUGAUGGCCACCAACAUCCUGGGCCCCGCUCUGCUGUCUGUGGGGCUGAUGGUGCUGGUGGUGGGGAUGGUUUUGAUGCCCAUCACACGACAAAUGAGGGAUCAGAGCGCAACCAAACACCUCUGCAGUUACUACAAGCCUCAAAUAAACAUCUGA
Messenger RNA from Carassius auratus (goldfish), 399 nucleotides. Its product is annotated as phosphoinositide-interacting protein-like. The transcript has a single exon. Gene Ontology annotation, cellular component: plasma membrane. Gene Ontology annotation, molecular function: phosphatidylinositol bisphosphate binding; transmembrane transporter binding. Gene Ontology annotation, biological process: positive regulation of cation channel activity. NCBI's taxonomy places the organism in Eukaryota, Metazoa, Chordata, Actinopteri, Cypriniformes, Cyprinidae. The record is from RefSeq and is a predicted model, not a curated record. Bases 1 to 399 code for a protein of 132 amino acids.